CUCCUUUUCAUUACAGACUAGAUGUGUUAAGAAAUUGUAUGUGGCAAUCGAUAAACUGUAAAACUCGGUCUGGGAUCCUAGUUACACAGGGUUGCUCAGGUGAUAAACGGUGUGCUGACAAACAAUUCUGUCAUACUCCCUGUCGAAACACAAUAAACACUCAUUUAUCUUCGACCCCCCGCGCUUCCUCCCUCCCAAACCGCCUUUUAGAAAGAGAAACCAAAAAAUUUCUCAUGCCGUUCUAGCAAAUUCCAUUCCCGAUCGAGCCAUCUCAGGCUCUGACCCGCCCCUGUGGUCUCCGUUGUCGCAGUCAAAACGGCCGAACCGCACGUGCUGCU
This is a messenger RNA of Ascoidea rubescens DSM 1968, 338 nucleotides long. RefSeq lists its product as uncharacterized. NCBI's taxonomy places the organism in Eukaryota, Fungi, Ascomycota, Saccharomycetes, Ascoideales, Ascoideaceae. The coding region runs from base 39 to 245 and encodes 68 amino acids. The record is from RefSeq and is a predicted model, not a curated record. The transcript has a single exon.